Cinclus cinclus is the source of this 2070-nucleotide messenger RNA. RefSeq names its product unc-51 like kinase 3 (gene ULK3). The coding region runs from base 144 to 1760 and encodes 538 amino acids. Gene Ontology annotation, biological process: autophagosome organization; protein autophosphorylation; autophagy. The record is from RefSeq and is a predicted model, not a curated record. Gene Ontology annotation, molecular function: protein serine/threonine kinase activity; ATP binding. NCBI's taxonomy places the organism in Eukaryota, Metazoa, Chordata, Aves, Passeriformes, Cinclidae. The transcript has 16 exons. Gene Ontology annotation, cellular component: autophagosome; cytoplasm.
UUUUUCCCCGAGUCUGAUCUUUUAAUGUUUAAAAAAUUAUUAAUAAAAUAUUGUUCAUGUGGUCCGGAUACAGUGCCCGUGCCAGCGGAGGGGGCGUGGCCCCUUUUUAGGGGGCGGGGCUUGGCGGGCUGGGGGCGCGGUCAAUGCUGCUGGGGUGGGGGCAUGGGGCGUGGCUUGUUUCGCGGGUAAAAGUCUGUGGGCGUGGCCUGGGCCGUGGCGCGCCGGGAAGGCGGAAGCGGCUCCUGGGCCCCGAGUGCCGGGACCGGGGGUCCGGAGGGGCCAUGGCCGGGCCCGGCUGGGCCCCGCCGCGCCUCGACGAAUUCAUCCUCACCGAGCCCCUCGGCUCCGGCACCUACGCCACCGUCUACAAGGCCUACAGGAAGAGGGACACGCGUGAGGUGGUGGCCAUCAAGUGCGUCAACAAGAGGAGUCUGAACCGGGCAUCGGUGGAGAACCUGCUGACAGAGAUCGAAAUCCUCAAGACCAUCCGCCAUCCCAACAUCGUGGAGCUCAAAGACUUCCAGUGGGACGGUGACCACAUCUACCUGAUCAUGGAGUUCUGUGCCGGGGGGGACCUGUCCCGCUUCAUCCGGACCCGCCGGAUGCUCCCCGAGAAGGUGGCACGUGUCUUCCUGCAGCAGCUCGCCUGCGCCCUGAAGUUCCUCCACGACCACAACAUCUCCCACCUGGACCUGAAACCGCAGAACAUCCUCCUGAGCGCCCCGGAGAACCCCCAGCUGAAGCUGGCAGAUUUCGGCUUUGCUCAGUACAUGUCCCCGUGGGAUGAGAAGCACGUGCUGCGUGGCUCCCCGCUCUACAUGGCCCCCGAGAUGGUGUGCCGGCAGCACUACGACGCCCGCGCCGACCUGUGGUCGGUGGGCGUCAUCCUUUACGAAGCACUUUUUGGAAAGCCGCCCUUCGCUUCCCGCUCCUUCGCCGAGCUGGAGGAGAAGAUCCGCAGCGACCGGGCUGUGGAGCUUCCCAGCCGGCCCCAGCUGUCUCUGGAAUGCCGGGAUCUCCUGGGACAGCUGCUGGAGAGGGACCCUCGGAAGCGCAUCUCCUUCGAGUGCUUCUUUGCCCACCCCUUCGUGGACAUGGAGCACAUCCCCGGCCCCGAGAGCCUGGGCAAGGCGACUGACCUGGUGAUGGAGGCGGUGAGGAAGGAUCAGGAGGGAGACGCCAAAGCUGCCUUCUCCCUCUACCGCAAAGCCCUAGAGUAUUUUGUGCCAGCACUGCACUAUGAAAGCGAUGCACGGCGCAAAGAAGCCAUCCGGGCCAAGGUGAGGCAGUACAUCUCCCGAGCAGAGGAGCUGAAGGUGUUGGUCACCUCCAGCAACAGGAACCUCCUGGAGAAAGGAAACACGGCCAGAGAGCUCCUUAAAGAGAUGGCCAAGGACAAGCCUCGGCUCUGCGCGGCGCUGCAAGUGGCUUCAGCUGCCGUCGCCAAGGAGGAGGAAGGCAGGGAUGACAGUGACGCCCUGGAGCUGUACCAGCAGAGCUUGGGGGAGCUGCUGCUGCUCCUGGCCGCGGAGCCAGCAGGGCGGUGCCGGGAGCUGCUCCAUGUGGAGAUCCAGACCCUGAUGGCGCGAGCCGAGUACCUGAAGGAUCAGAUCAAGAUGCGGGAGGCACAAUCCAUGGGCAAAGAGGCGCUGGCAGAGUCCGUCCGGAGCGCCUCCAGCACCCACUGCACUGGCCCAGCCCAGCCAUACCUCCCUGCCUCUCACUGCUGGAGCACUGGGAAUGAGGCUUUUCUUUCCUGAAUCUGGAGCCUGGCAGGCACUGGCUGCGUCAUCAGUGUCACGACAGUGAGCAGUGCUCAGCAGGGACCGAUAGAGUCCGGCACGAGCAGCAAUCAGUCACCUUCAGGGAGACCCUCUCAGCAUCCUGCCUGCCCUGCUCUGCUCCUCAGGGCCCUGGCACCCCCAACAUCCAAAUCAUGUUCCCAGGAGUCACUGGUGUGGGGUACUGAGGUUGCCUGUCCUGCAAAACAAGGUAUUUGUCUCAAAAUCUACUGUAUCUCAAGGAAAUGUAAUUUAUUGUCUUUAAUAAACUUUAAUUUUGAUUUCUCCA